CAGGAGUGUAGAUUUGGCUGCUCCCUGGUCGAAGCAGUCUGUCCCGCUGUACACGGGAUGACAGCAGAGCCCAUUAUUCUAGUAUUAGUCGCUCAUAAGUUUAAUUACACAGACGAAAGGGCUUGCUCGCAUCUAGGAAGGUUUAUAUGAUGUAACGCUGAAGGUUGGGACGUUCGGAAAUAGUUUAGGGUCGUCUUGUUACGAGCACUUAAUGCUAACUAACAAUUAGCUUGCUAAUGUGCAAUUUAACAUACGUUAUCCGCGAAAGCUUAUUGGUAACCAGUUGGAUGUUGUCCGAUUAAAGAGGCUUGGGAACAUUUAUCAAACAAGGCGGUUGUUGGAAAAGUUUUACUCAGAUUUAGAAAUCAUGGCGUCGAUGUAGUUUGACUGAUUUUGGGCUGUCAACAAGCUCGCUGCUGACGUUAGCUAACCCUGGCUAGCCAGCUAGCUCUCCUGCCACCAUGGCCAAAACAGAGAACGGCCGCCCGUCAGUGGACAUGGGGAGCAUCAGGACGCUCAACAUCAGCCACCUAGAGGAUGAGAGCUCUUUGGGCUCCGACUCAGAGAUCAACGGCUUCACCAGCGAGAGGCAGACCGACAGAUACGGAUUUAUUGGCGGGGCGCAGCAGUAUUCGGAGGAGUCAGCUCAGGACGUGCCCCCGGAGGUGCUCAGGCAACGGGAGGUGAAGUGGCUGGACAUGCUAAGCCAUUGGGACAAGUGGAUGAUCAAGAGGUUCAAUAAGGUGAGACUGCGUUGUCAGAAAGGGAUUCCUCCUGCUCUCAGAGGCCGUGCCUGGCUCUACCUAUCAGGAGGGAAGGUGAAGAGGGAACAGAACCAAGGAAAGUUUCAGGAGCUCGACAGUCAGCCAGGAGACCCGAAAUGGAUCGAUGUGAUUGAGAAAGAUCUUCAUCGACAGUUUCCUUUUCAUGAGAUGUUUGUGUCACGAGGAGGACACGGGCAGCAGGAUCUGUUUCGUGUUCUCAAGGCAUACACUCUGUACACACCGGAGGAGGGGUACUGCCAGGCCCAGGCCCCUAUUGCUGCUGUUUUGCUCAUGCACAUGCCUGCUGAGGAUGCUUUCUGGGGGCUGGUCCAAAUCUGUGAGAAGUAUCUUCCUGGUUACUACAGCCCUGGCUUGGAAGCAAUCCAGUUAGAUGGAGAGAUCCUGUUUGCUCUGCUGCGACGCAGUUCCCCAAUAGCCUUCAGGCACCUGGAGAAACAUAAGAUCGACCCCAUCCUCUACAUGACUGAGUGGUUUAUGUGUGCCUUCUCCAGAACCCUGCCCUGGGCUUCAGUGCUGCGUGUCUGGGACAUGUUUCUGUGUGAUGGAGUCAAAAUCAUUUUCCGUGUGGGUUUGGUGCUGCUUAAGUGCACACUGGGAACUCGUGAGAAGCUGAAGACUUGCCAGGGUCUGUACGAAACCAUGGAGCUCCUCCGGGCUAUCGAUCCUCGGUACAUGCAGGAGGGAUUCCUUGUCCGAGAGAUUCUUGAAGUGCCGGUGACAGCGCGGGACAUCGAGAGGGAGCAUCACUCUCAGGUCAAACGCUGGAAGAAAAACCGCGGAGAGAUGAACUUCAAGCCGGCUCCGAGGAUGCAUGGCGCUCGCCUCAUCAUGCUGGCUGAGCCACCCAGACGCCAGGACCUGAGGCAGAACCCCACCAUCUUACUUGAGGUGCCCGAGCCUCCCCAGCAGCUGAACAAGGGCAAAGAGGAGAGGAAGAGCAAAAAGAAAAAGAGCAUAAAGAAACCCCCUGUCAUGGAGGAGGUCCCAAACCCAUACCCUCUCCACACAGAUCCAUCUCCUCCAUCCUCAGAUCCACCUGCUCCACUUCCAGACAGCAGCCCGAUGCUGGAGACCUCACCAGAAACUAAAAAGGACUCAAAUCACCAGCAGGGAGCACCUUCGCCAGACCUUCCUGCUGCCAAAGAAUCUGCUCUCCAACAAUCCACACAAAGCCUUUGCAGCUCAGAGCAGGAUACAUACCUGUAGCUGUAAAGCUGUGUUGUGUGUGUGCGUACGUGUGCGUGCGUGCGUGCGUGUGUGUGUGUGUGUGUGUGUGUGUGAAAAGCACCAGCACCCUACAGUCAAAAGCCAGCCUUGCCGAUGUCUCCAACUGGCCAGCAUCUUUGUUAUUCUUGUGCUGGACAAUUUUGUUUGUAUUCAUGUUAAACACAAGUUUGCCUAUGAUAUUAUUCAUAUAGUCUAAAAACUUGAGUGCAAAGUGUACAACUACUUAAAUCCUUCUGUUAUUUGGUCACAUCAAGCUGUCAUAUUAGAUGUUUAAUGCUCACUGCAUGUCUUGUCUGUUCAGUUAGUUGUCAAGUUACAAAGUUUUGUCUUUGUGGAUUAACAUAGAACUUGAAGAACAAAAGUAAUGCAGUUUUCACUCAAGCCUAACACUAGUAAUUUAACAGGUAAUACGAUGCAGCACAAAAGCCACUGGUUUCAACUUUGCAAGACAAUACUAGUUUGGUCCACUAGAGGACAGUCUUACACAGCCUUGAUUUGUCACAUUACUAUUUCUAAAGCUGACAACAGUAAUGAGUCACUAUUUGUACUUGCUUGUCAGAGAGAUUUCUCUUGUCUCAGUUAAACUGUUGUGCUGUAAAUAUCUCUUCAGUUAAUCAUCUUCCUGCUGCCGCCUUCCACCAGCAGGUUUCUAAGUUCUUGGGACUUGAGAACACUGGACAUUCCUCUUUGUUUGACACAUUCCUGGGUUUUUAAAUGCUAUUCACUUUGGAAAAGGUCUCUUGCAGGUCUGUGUAAUGUGGGGAGUGUGUGCACGUGCUUCCUAUGAAAACUCGGAACACCUCACCUAUUGGUGCUGACCUUUCUUAUUUGUGUUAUUUGAGAAUCUUAAUCGUAAGAUGCUAGGUCAACUUUUUGUUUUGAAUCUUUAAGUUUUUACUGCUAAAUCUUCCAAAGAAAAACAAGACUGUUCUGAGACUAUCCGUGUUAUUGCUACAGGCCUUUGCUGUGUGCAUGGCCAAUAGGGAUUAUGGGAUUUCCACAUGGGAGAUUUGUAGCUUGGUAAUUACUUAUAUGGAGACCUUCAGGGGUUGUGAUGUUUUCUUUUUUUUAAACACAGCAAUCCAUGUCAGUCCAGCUCUUGUUACUUUUGUCACUAUGUGGAUGUGUGUAAAAAAACAUCGAGUAUUUAUAUAAAUGUCUGAAAAAAUCAAAAACACGCAACCAAGAAAGCAGUGAGGAUUAGGUGAAUGAUGAGCAGUCACAUCUGUGUGCAAUUUCUUGUUCCACAUUUUUCUUUUUGUGUUUAAAAAUACUUUAUAUGCAGAUAUGAUGCGAAAAAAAGUUUAUUUUUAUUCUUUUUCUUAAAACAGUGCUACAUUUGUACUAAGCAGUUAAAGAAAUUGUAGUGCAGACAUCUCUAAAUCAGAGUAGACCUUUACACUAGGGGGGCAAAAAAGAAAUGUUUAAAAUGUGGAGUUUAAAGGAAACCUGUGCCAUCUUUUUUACUUACUCUAAAAACAUAAUGGAUUUUUUUACUUACACUAGGUUUAUACAGGAAAUGUUUGAUUAGCACAGGGCUUGAGGUUUAUAGUUAUGAAAAAUGUUUUUGGUUAUUGCUUGAAACAUUUCUGUUGCACUUUUGAUUGCCAUCUGCCAGUAGUGCAGUGUGCCCUGUUCACCAGCAGAUGGCACACAGGAGUCACUGCUUUGAACCAUCCUUCACUGUGGAUUGCAUGAACCAUUUUUUACAUAUACCCUUGCACCAUUUAUGCCCAGAUGUAAGGGUAAAGUUAACUGUAUAUUUCAAUUACAUUUAUAAACAUGCUACAGCUCAGAUUGACGUUACAGCUCAUAUUUUGAAUAAAGUCUACAAAUCUAUGCAAACAUGAA
Girardinichthys multiradiatus is the source of this 3863-nucleotide messenger RNA. Its product is annotated as TBC1 domain family member 10A-like. Bases 462 to 1991 code for a protein of 509 amino acids. The record is from RefSeq and is a predicted model, not a curated record. NCBI's taxonomy places the organism in Eukaryota, Metazoa, Chordata, Actinopteri, Cyprinodontiformes, Goodeidae. The transcript has 9 exons.